AUGAAGUCCAUACUUGCUCUCGCGGGCCUGGCCCUGGCUAAUAUGGCAGCUGCUGGACCUUGUAAACCCAGCGGUCCAUCGUCGGCAUCUGGUCUUGCACUUACGUCCUCCAUUCCGACCGACAUUCCCGAAACAUCCGAGGUUCCUAGUCUAACAGUUCCCCAAUCGAUAACUACAACCCAAGAAGUCGAUAUCAUCAUCACCAACGCCAUUGAUGGAGGAAGUUUCGCUGCUCGUAAUGCGAAUAAUCCCCCAAGUGGACUUACAAACUUCGGGGCAACCGGAAAUGCUGAGUUUCAUGAGGGAGGCUGCUACAAGGUUGACGGUAGUCCCGAUGAUGGCUGCGCUGCGUUGACUGCUUCUGGGAACCCAGCUGGAAAGCGAGAUACAGGAUCGUUUGCUAGUAUUUGGCAGACUCUCAGCUCGCUCAGCACUGGUUCUCAGAGUAGGUACACUGUUCAGUUCUACUACCUCGUCCUUUCUGCUGGUAGCCAAGAUUGCACCGUCACUGCUGCUCUGGGCGACAGGCAGUUCUACUCGCAAUCUCUGUCAUCUAUCGGAACAAGCGUGUCUUGGACACAUGUUCUUCAGCAGGUCGACGCUGAGUCUGCUUCCGCUACCUUUGCCAUCUCCAUGACCUGCUCUGGCAAUGGUAUUUCCGUCAUCUUGGUCGACUCAAUCUUCAUCUCCAACCAAGUCACCCCCGCCAACAUUGGCAACUUCGUCCUUGACUUUGGUCUGCCCGCCACAAACCCAGUUACGACAUCCGAGUCUCUACCAACAACCACCGAGCGAACCACCCAGCCCGCGACGUCCUCCGCUAGUCUUUCAUCCCAAGCCGACACUACACGUCCCGCUCAGCCCACCGACACAGCGUGCAAGCAAACGUGCGACCUCCGCAGCGGCUUUUCCAAUAAUCCCGCGUGGAACUGUAGAGUGUACGGCCUCUAUAGCGGCUUGACAUACCAGCUGAACAGCCAAAAUGAAGACGACGAGACACGGCCUUGGUACGAUGGCCCUGAUGACUGUGCCGAGAUCUGUAAGACACUACCUGGCUGCACGUCAGCGGGUUACAUGUUUGCGCCCAGAAAGUGCUUCUUCUCAAACAAUCUCGUCACUCAAUCCGAAGUUCGGAAUAUGAUGGAUGAUGGUAUUGAUGUUGAUUGGUAUUCCAUGGAUUGCUUCACAUGCUCUGCUUGUGAGUAG
Molecule: messenger RNA, 1206 nt
Organism: Fusarium subglutinans
Lineage: Eukaryota; Fungi; Ascomycota; Sordariomycetes; Hypocreales; Nectriaceae
Exons: 1
Coding region: 1-1206 (401 amino acids)
Source: RefSeq, a predicted model, not a curated record